UAUUAGUAAAAGGAGUUGACAUCAUAUUAAAUAGGACCAUGUUAUUACAGGAAUUGCUGACGUUUGAGGAUGUGGCUGUGGAGUUCAGUUGGGAGGAGUGGCAGCUCCUGGCCCCUGCUCAAAAAGAACUGUAUCGGGAUGUGAUGUUGGAGAACUAUAAAAAUCUGCUAUCACUGGCAUAUCAAGCUACCAAUCCAGAAUCAUGCUCCAAGUUGGAACAUGGAGGAGAACCACAAAUAAUAAAGAAUGAAAUCCAGAAUAGAACCUGUCCAGGAAUUGGGAAAGUUGACAGUCAUCUGCACGAUUAUUUUCAAAACCAAAGAUUUCUGAAGAGCAUGCAACAAUGCAGUGACCAGAAUGCAGUUAGAAAUACUGUUCAUCUGAGUAAAACAAAAUUUGCCUUAAUGCAAACUCAUGAGUUGGACUUACAUAGGAAAGCUUUGAAAUCAAGUUUAAGUUCAGUUAGCCAGAAGAGAAGAUAUGAAGUAAAAAACUCCAUUGAGUUUAAUGGAGAUGAGAAAUCCUUUCUAGAUGGUAAUCAUGAACAACUGUACACUGGAACCGAAUUCCCUGAAAGUGCAAAACACAUCAGCACUAAAUUCCAAGUCUUGAACCAUCAGAGGACUCACAAAACAGAGAAACCACAAGCAUGCAUCAAAGGUGAGAAAACCUGCAUCAGGACAUCUCAGUUUCUUUACCAUGAAAUCAUUCAUACUGGAAAGAAACCACAUGGGUGUGAUCCGUGGGGGAAAUCCUCCAAAAAUGUUUUGUUCACUAAACAUCAGGAAACUCAAACAGAAGACAAACUCUGUAUAACCAGUGAAUACAGAAAUGGUUCUACUGUGAAGAGCUGUCUCAGCAUACAUCAGCAAACCCAUACAGGAGAGAAAUCAUAUAUAUGCAAUGAAUGUGGGAAAGGCUUCACCAUGAAGCGCUAUUUGAUUGCACACCAGCGAACUCAUAGUGGAGAGAAACCUUUUGUAUGCAGUGACUGUGGGAAAGGCUUUACUGUGAAGAGCAAUCUCAUUGUGCAUCAGCGAACUCAUACAGGAGAGAAACCCUAUAUAUGCAGUGAGUGUGGGAAAAGCUUCACUAUGAAGCGCUAUCUUGUUGUACAUCAGCGAACUCACACUGGAGAGAAACCUUAUAUAUGUGAUAAGUGUGGAAAAGGCUUCACUGUGAAGAGUAAUCUCAUCGUUCAUCAGCGAUCUCAUACAGGGGAAAAAUCUUAUAUAUGCACUGAGUGUGGAAAAGGCUUCACUGUGAAGCGCACGCUCAUUAUACAUCAGCGAACUCAUACAGGAGAGAAGUCAUACAUUUGUGAUGAAUGUGGAAAAGGCUUCACCACAAAGCGCACUCUCAUUAUACAUCAGCGAACUCACACAGGAGAGAAACCCUAUGAAUGCAAUGAAUGUGGUAAGGCCUUCAGUCAGAAGAUAUGCCUCAUACAACAUGAGAGAUGUCAUACAGGAAAGACACCCUUUGUAUGUACCGAGUGUGGAAAACCCUAUUCUCACAAAUACGGUCUCAUAACGCACCAGAGAAUUCACACGGGAGAGAAACCCUAUGAGUGCAAGGAAUGUGGGAAAGCCUUCACCACAAAGUCAGUACUCAAUGUCCACCAAAGAACUCAUACAGGAGAGAAGCCCUAUGGAUGCAAUGAGUGUGAGAAAGCCUUCUCCCACUUGUCAAACCUUGUUAAACAUAAGAAAAUGCACACAAGAGAAGUAGUAGAUUCAGUCAAGUUGGAAAUUCCUUUAAUGGAGAGUCACAGCACAUUACUUAUGAGUGAACUCAUGCAGAACAAAAACCCUACUAAUGCAGUGACUGGAAAUGCCUUCUGUGGCAACCAAGACUUCAUUAAAGUGUUUGUAGCAGAUCCGAAUCAGGGUACUGCCUAUUGUCAGUUGUGUGCCCUAAGGAGAUUAAGGAAUGUGCCCAGGAGAUAAAACUGGUGAAUACAGUGACUGUGGUAGUGCCUUUAGUGAUCCUUACCUCAUUUUCUUUCAGUAAAAACAUGUCAGAAAAACUAA
Messenger RNA from Hipposideros armiger (great roundleaf bat), 2033 nucleotides. Its product is annotated as zinc finger protein 614-like. Gene Ontology annotation, molecular function: RNA polymerase II cis-regulatory region sequence-specific DNA binding; DNA-binding transcription factor activity, RNA polymerase II-specific. Gene Ontology annotation, biological process: regulation of DNA-templated transcription. The record is from RefSeq and is a predicted model, not a curated record. NCBI's taxonomy places the organism in Eukaryota, Metazoa, Chordata, Mammalia, Chiroptera, Hipposideridae.